Molecule: messenger RNA, 1905 nt
Organism: Amphimedon queenslandica
Lineage: Eukaryota; Metazoa; Porifera; Demospongiae; Haplosclerida; Niphatidae
Product: protein SAND-like
Exons: 17
Coding region: 28-1785 (585 amino acids)
Biological process (GO): vesicle-mediated transport; protein targeting to vacuole
Cellular component (GO): Mon1-Ccz1 complex
Source: RefSeq, a predicted model, not a curated record
GGUAUUUGAGGGCGUGGCUAAAUAAAAAUGGCGACCAAGGAAAAGGUUAAAACCGAUGACGAAGAACUCUCAGUGCAAGCCCCGGACCUAAGCUAUGACUUGCUCGAGGAGGAAGAUAGCGAAGAGUUUGAAAGUGUAGAGGCUCCAGCUCUAGCAGAUGAAGACGAGGACAGAAGCUUCUUGCCUGUAACGAAGAAAAAGGGCAGGGAAUCAUCAUCAUCACCUCGUAUAGCUCAGAGGAGGAAAAAACUCGACAAAGGAGGAGGGGGAGGAGCAGGGUUGGAGGGAGGAGGGAGCGAUGUCAGUUUACAUGAAGACAUUGCACACUUGACAACUGACGAGGAUCACUUUAGAAAUGAAGAUGGAUUGAGAUCAGACAUGUUGAUAUCUCUAGGAGGACCAAACCAAAGCAUAGGAGCAUCGUUACUAUCUACCAUGACUGUCGGUGAGAAACCAAAACUACCUGAUGCUGAUCCUGAAACAGCUGAACUUGCAAGAAGGGCAAGAAUGAACAGCACAUCGAAAGAUGAGAGAGAAUUCGAAGACGAGGAUGUCCAUUCGUCCUCUUGGAUCAAUCAUCACAAACACAUAUUCAUUGUGAGUACGUCUGGUAAACCAAUAUACAGCAGGUAUGGGAAAGAGGAGCAGCUGGUGAGUUUAUUUGGGAUAAUGCAAGCACUCGUCUCCUUUGUGGCUGAUGACAAAGACGUCCUGAGGUGCAUAAGUGCUCAGAAUCUAAAGAUUGUCUUCCUUCAGAAGCCACUGGUUGUUUUCGUGGCUGUAUCACGCUCAAAAUUAUCAGAAAACCAAUUAAAAUUACAAUUAUCGUACGCUUACUACCAAAUUAUAAGUGUACUCACGUACACACAAAUCAAGCAAAUAUUUGAAAGAAGUCCUGGCUUUGAUUUGAGAUACUUAUUACAAGGGUCUGAGAAAUUUAUUGACAAUAUUUUAAAUAUUACCGACUCUGAUCCAUGCUACCUUUUAAAUGGAAUUAGAUGUUUAUCAAUGAGCCCGUCAUUAAGACAAACAAUAACGAGUACUAUAUUACAAUACAGAGCUAAGGAAGUUUUAUUUGCAUUAUUAAUUGCUGAGGAUAGGCUCAUCACAUUCAUAAAGCCUAAGGAUCAUAAUUUGCAUCCAAUAGAUAUUCAUUUAAUAUUUAAUUUGGUGAUGGCUUCGACUAGUUUUAAAUCAGCCGAGAGCUGGACCCCAAUAUGCCUGCCAAAGUUCAACGACUCUGGGUUCCUUCAUGCCUACGUCUCAUAUCUACCAGAAAACUCCCCAGCCUGUCUCCUUCUCUUCUCAACUGAUAAAGAGAAAUUUUUUGAGCUGCAACAAUGCAAGGAAAGAAUAGUCGAUAAAUUAUCGAAACUGGGGCUUUUAGAGCAGAUAUCAAACUCAGUUGACACAUCAGAUUAUAACAUUGAUCAUUUGCAAGCUCCCGAAAUCAGACACUUCUUAUAUAGAUCACGUAAAUCCUAUUCCAUCACUUCACCAACAAUGCCCCACCUCUACUCAUCAGAAGAAGACCGGCUAAGAUUAUUCGACUAUUUUAUGACAAUGAAUCAGAGACUACAUUCCCAUGCUUGGGCUACUAAAAUACUCUAUCACAUAGGAUCAAAGGAAGCUCUCCUUGGAUGGAGAACGUCUAAUUUUGAUCUAUAUGUCGUAUUUGACCCAUUAAUAUCAAAAGCUCAAGCAAUACUUUUGGGAAAUAAACUAAUUCGAUGGAUUAAUAAAGAAGAGGACAGAUUAAUCAUUACAAGUACUCCAACAUUUUAAUAAGAAUAGCAAUUAUUUUAACACUUAACACAUUUAGCUAUUAUUAUAAUAUUAUUCUUGUUAUUAUUAUUAUUAUUUUGGUGUUGUUACAAAUUUAUGUCUUUAAAACAUAAAAAUUAA